This is a messenger RNA of Acanthisitta chloris (rifleman), 2712 nucleotides long. It is a transcript of the gene PPFIBP2, whose product is annotated as PTPRF interacting protein, binding protein 2 (liprin beta 2). Gene Ontology annotation, biological process: neuromuscular junction development. Gene Ontology annotation, cellular component: presynaptic active zone. The coding region runs from base 1 to 2712 and encodes 903 amino acids. The transcript is spliced from 24 exons. NCBI's taxonomy places the organism in Eukaryota, Metazoa, Chordata, Aves, Passeriformes, Acanthisittidae. The record is from RefSeq and is a predicted model, not a curated record. Gene Ontology annotation, molecular function: protein binding.
AUGACUUCUGACGCUAGUCACAUGCUGGAAGCAGCUUUGGAGCAGAUGGAUGACAUCAUUGCAGGUACAAAGUCAGCUACAGAGUAUGCUAAUGGUUACGAUAUUGUGUCACCUGCUCCAUCAGUAUACUUGGGCACAUUUCAAAUUUUGCAUCUUCUGGAAGAUCUGAAGAUGGCCCUGGAAAUGCUGGAGGAUCCCCAGGAGAAGGAGGCACUGCGGAGUCAGAUUCCAGGGGCCACAGCAGUGUGUCUGCGGGAGUGGUUUGAAGAGAAUCUGUCACAGGUGAAUCAUCAUCCAUCUAAUAAUGAGACUUACCAGGAAAGAUUGGCACGAUUAGAAGGUGAUAAAGAGUCUCUCAUACUGCAGGUGAGUGUUCUUACAGACCAGGUGGAAGCUCAAGGAGAGAAAAUCCGGGACUUAGAAAUCUGUCUGGAGGGACAUCAGCUGAAACUGAAUGCUACAGAAGAAAUGCUUCAACAGGAAUUGCUAAGUCGCACAUCGCUGGAGACUCAGAAAUUAGAUCUAAUGGCUGAAGUUUCAGACCUGAAGAUUAAGCUGGUUGGUAUGGAAAAGGAGCAGAGUGAAUAUGAAGAGAAACAGAACAAAGCCGAGGGUUUGCUGCAGGAACUUAGGCACCUCAAAAUUAAAGUGGAAGAACUGGAAAAUGAAAGAAAUCAAUAUGAGUGGAAAUUAAAAGCAACUAAAGCUGAGAUAGCCCAGCUUCAGGAGCAGUUAGCUCUCAAAGAUGCAGAGAUAGAACGUUUGCAAAGUCAGCUCUCCAGGACCUCAUCGUACAGUGAAGUGGCAGAAAGAGAUCAAGAAGUUCAACGAUUGAAGAUAGGAAUGGAGACAUUGUUGGCUGCAAAUGAGGAAAAGGAUCGUCGAAUAGAGGAGCUCACACUGCUGCUGAGCCAGUACAGGAGGGUCAAAGAGAUCAUGAUUGCAGCUCAUGGCUCUUCUGUCUCUGGUGGCACUGAAGAGGAACUUGAGGCAACUUUAAGGAAGUGGAAUCUUUUGAAUAAUCCUCCAGGAGAAUUACUGAAAACAGAGGUUUCUUCAGGAGAAUUGCCACCAGCUGUGCUCCAUCCAGUGCCACACAAAGCUAUGGAAAUCAGGGCUCCACAGAAGAAAAAGUCAAGUAGUUUAGAAGAUUUGCAGAGUGAAUCCCUGGAAAAGUAUGUAGAUGGAAAACCAGCACAGCCUGUUGUAGAGCAAGAGAGCAAGCCAGUUGUGAAAGGCAGCAAGUACCAAACCUUGCCAGGAAAGCUGCCCCGACCCUUACAGAAUGGAGAGCAGGGAACAUAUAACUCAGCAGAUGGAUGUGGCAUGAGUGACAGUGAGGACAACGGCGUCCCAGGCCUAAGAGAAACAGAGAACGUGGAUGGUAGAGUAGUCUCAGAUGACCUCUCAGCUCUUUCUUCUGGAACGGAUUCUGGUCCACAAUCUCCAUGGUGUCCAGAAAGCAAAAAGAGUCCAAAAGGGAUCAGGAAAAUCUGGGGAAAAAUAAGAAGAACUCAGUCAGGUAACUUCCCUGCAGACGACCUGGGCUUGGCAGAGUUUCGGAGAGGUGGUCUCCGUGCCACAGCUGGACCUCGGUUAUCCCGCUCCAAGGACACCAAGGGCCAGAAGAGUGACUACAAUGCCCCGUUUGCUCAGUGGAGCACUGAAAGGGUUUGUAACUGGCUUGAGGACUUCGGGCUGGGUCAGUACGUCAUUUUUGCACGGCAGUGGGUGACGUCAGGACAUACACUGUUAACUGCAACACCUCAGGACAUGGAAAAGGAAAUGGGGAUAAAGCAUCCACUGCACAGGAAGAAAUUAGUUUUGGCCAUUAAAUCAAUAAAUGCAAAACAAGAUGAGAAGUCUGCACAACUUGAUCAUAUCUGGGUGACGCGAUGGCUUGAUGACAUUGGCUUACCCCAGUACAAAGACCAGUUUCAUGAAUCCAGAGUAGAUGGAAGGAUGUUGCAGUACUUAACUGUGAAUGACCUUCUCUUUCUGAAAGUCACCAGUCAGUUGCAUCAUCUGAGUAUCAAAUGUGCCAUUCAUGUGCUGCAUGUCAAUGGAUUUAAUCCUCACUGUCUACGCAGGAGACCAAUAGAGGAGGUAAAGAAUAACGUGUCACCUUCUGAAGUGGUUCAGUGGUCCAACCACAGAGUGAUGGAAUGGCUCAGAUCAGUCGACCUGGCAGAGUAUGCACCAAACCUUCGAGGCAGUGGAGUGCACGGGGGCCUGAUCAUCCUUGAACCUCGCUUCAACGGCGAUGCGCUGGCCAUGCUCCUGAACAUCCCACCUCAGAAGACCCUCCUGCGCCGCCACCUAACCACCAACUUCAAUGUGUUAAUUGGGCCAGAGGCACAACAAGAAAAAAGAGAAAUAAUGGAGUCAGCAGCAUACACACCUCUGACCACCACUGCCAAAGUUCGGCCAAAGAAACUUGGAUUUUCGCAUUUUGGAAACUUAAGGAAAAAGAAGUUUGAUGAAUCCACAGACUACAUUUGUCCUAUGGAUACAAACGCAGCUGCUAUGAAUGGGACUGCAAAAAACUAUGGUGGAUACAAAGGCCUCAGUCCUUUCUCUGAUAGGGAACUGGAUCAGAUGGAACCCUCAGAAGGCACAGUAAUGCAAAUAGGGGCUCUCUCUCAAGGCAUAAGCCAACUCACGGUAUGUACUCAUUGCUUUAAAGUCACAAAUGUUUUCUGCUGUUGUUAA